CAUCAACAUUCGCCAUUAAAGCAUGGCGAAGUUGCUGUCAUGUAAAAAAGGAUGCUAACAAAUCUACGGUGUUUUUGAACAUGUGAAGUGACUCAGUAAGAUUCCCAGUACACUAAACUGGUCUUGUUUUCUUGGUUUAGUAUUUUGCGUUUUGAAGCUGCUACAGAGCCGGUUAAACACCAAAAUGCUCUCUGUGAAGGUCGCAUAUUUGGCUUCGGCUGCGUCACGAGCACUCUCAAAUAGAGUCAACUAUCGUAAGUUCAUCAUUGUGUCGGCGUGCUGUCGUCUUCAUUGUCCUGUUAGCCAGACUCGCUUGUAUCAAUCAGCAGCUGCACCGGAAGAGACAGUUAUUCGGAUCCCUCGCUACAUGAAGAAGCAAGUGGAAAAUGUGAAGCAGACUCGAGGCAAAAACAAGAUCAACACCGUCAGAGCUGGCAAGCUGCUGAUCCAGAGCAAGAACCCGGAUCUGAACCAGACUGCAGGAUACACUCUUGGGAGGUUCGAGCAGCCAGUCCUAUCCUCAAAAGGAUGGAAACACAACAAAUCAUUUGGGGACUAUUUUACCAUCAACAACAUCAAGACGGUGGCCCCUUUUGUUGCUGAACAUCAGAAUGAUGAGGUUGAAAAGGAAGCCUCUGUGAAGUUUAAUAACCUCCAAAUAUGUAAGGAGCUGGUCGAGACUUUGGAGAAAAUCGGCAUUACCGACCCUACCACUGUGCAGCUGCAGACCAUCCCAAAGGUCUUGAAAGGUCACAAUAUUCUCUGUGCUGCGGAGACUGGCAGUGGGAAAACUUUGAGUUACCUCCUGCCUAUUGUUCAGAGGCUAAAGGCUGAUAAGGAAUCGGAGAUGUACAAUCAGGGCACACGCAGGAUUGGGGCUGUGGUUCUUGUGCCUUCCAGAGAGCUAGCAGAGCAAGUGGCUGCUGUGUCCAGGAGUUUGUGUUCUCCGUUAGGCUUACGGACGACUAUUGUGGGUGGUGGGCGAGGUGUAGGACACAUCAAGGAGCUCUUCAAGAAGGAUCAUCCGGAUAUUUUAGUGGCCACUCCUGGAGCGCUGGUGAAGGCCCUGCGGAGAAGCUGCAUUGACUUGAGCGACCUGAGCUUCUUCGUGGUAGACGAGGCUGACACCAUGUUCGACCCCAGCUUUUCUGACAUGCUGGAGAACAUCCUUGUCAACACAAAUAUUUCUAGAGAUCCCAAAGAAACACGAGGCCUGGGCCAUAAAGCCCAGCUGCUGGUGGUGGGGGCCACCUUCCCUGGGGGUGUGGGGGAUGUGCUCAGCCAGGUGACAGAUCUUGGCAGCAUGGUUGUUAUCAAAAGCAAGAUGCUGCACUUCCUGAUGCCUCAUGUCAAGCAGAAGUUCCUGAAGGUGAGGGGUGCUGAUAAGAUCUUGGAGCUCAACCAGGCCCUGAAGCAGCUCCAACUGGAAGAAGCAGGCAGCGCUGCUCUGGUGUUCUGCAACAAGUCUGUCACCGUCAACUGGCUGGGGUACUCGCUGGAUGAGAUGGGGGUGCAGCACGCCCGUCUGCAGGGGGACAUGCCUGCCGCCGUGCGUGCAGGAAUCUACCGCGCUUUCCAGAAGGGCAGUGCAGAUGUGCUGAUAUGCACAGACAUUGCUUCACGUGGCCUGGACACAUCUCGAGUGCGCUUGGUCGUCAACUAUGACUCCCCAGAAUCCCACACGGACUACAUUCACAGGGCAGGGAGAGUGGGGAGGGCAGGAGGGAUGGAGGGAGGGGAAGUGCUCACCUUUGUCACGCAUCCAUGGGAUGUGGAGCUGGUGCAGAAGAUCGAGACUGCUGCUCGUAGGAGAACUAGUUUGCCAGGGAUGGAGUCUGAUAUACGUGAGCCGAAACCCAAAGUGGUAGAGACAGAGGUGUAGAAGAAUCUUUGUGUAUGUUUUCAGAGGGAAUAGUAUCCAGUGGGACUACAAGUCUACAAAAGCCAGACAUUUUCUAAACAGAAUAACAGAUUAUUCUUUGGCCACUAUGACUUAAAAAAGAUAAUGCUAAAUGUGAAAGAUUUACAGAUGCAAAUGCCUAGUUGUGGUUGAUCGUACAGGGGAUAGAAAUUCUACAAAAAUAUGUUCCUUUUUUGUCACCUUAGAAUCAUUAAAACAUUCAAGGUGUAGUUGAAAGGGAUAUUAAUGUUUUGGUGUAAGAUCUUAGUUCUAAACGGAAAAUAACUUGUGUGCAUUGUACAUUGUGUGUGCUUUGUAUCUUAAUUGAAUUUUGCCAUAAUUAAAAAAGAAAAAAUGUUCUGAUAGGCUUUACAUUUUGAUGUAAAUGUUAUUUAUCAGGUUCAUCUGCUCAACAGUUGUUUAUUUGGAAUUAUUAUUAUUAUUAUUAUUAUUAUGUAUAUUUAGUCCCAAUGUCACAAAGUUACAAUGUCCCCCAUCAACUGAUGCACUAUUUCUGUUUGUUAUUUUUGUUGUUUUGUUUUGUAAUAAUGCUUAAACUAAAAAAAAAAGUAAAAAUCUCCUUGAA
Messenger RNA from Eleginops maclovinus (Patagonian blennie), 2486 nucleotides. RefSeq names its product DEAD (Asp-Glu-Ala-Asp) box polypeptide 28 (gene ddx28). Lineage: Eukaryota; Metazoa; Chordata; Actinopteri; Perciformes; Eleginopidae. Bases 185 to 1882 code for a protein of 565 amino acids. The record is from RefSeq and is a predicted model, not a curated record. The transcript has a single exon. Gene Ontology annotation, molecular function: ATP binding; RNA helicase activity; mRNA binding.